GCCCAGAGCUGACAACAACCUCUGCAACCGAUCUCCACAGGGAACAACCAUGCCUGCCAUCCCUUGUCCGUGCACCCCUGAGUUUAACCAUUUUUCUCUCUCUCUGUCUCCAGACUCUGUCAGGCUGGUGAAUGGGACCAGUCUGUGUUCAGGCAGACUGGAGGUGAAGUCUAACCAGUCUAACCAGUCUAACCAGAGGUGGUCCUCAGUGUGUGAAGCUGACUUUGACCAGCAGGAUGCAGAGGUGGUCUGCAGGGAGCUUGGCUGUGGGGCUCCUUCAGUCCUCCAGGGGGCGCUCUAUGGAGAAGUGGAGGCUCCAAUGUGGACCAAAGAGUUCCAGUGUGGAGGCCAUGAGUCUGCUCUCCUGGACUGUAGAAGCUCAGGCUCAUAUAGAAACACCUGCUCACCUGGCAAAGCUGUUGGACUCACCUGCUCAGAGCCUGUCAGGUUGGUGGGAGGAUCCAGUCGCUGUGCAGGAUCACUGGAGGUGAAACAGGGAGAGUGGAGACCAGUAUACGCCUGGAACUCUCAGUGGACCCUGAAGGAAGCAGCUCUAACAUGUAAAGAGUUGGACUGUGGCUCUGUUGUUUUUGUAGGACGGAGAGUCAAGUUCUCAGAUGGACUUGUAUGGACGAUGACAUCUGGCUGUGUUCACUCUGCACCUGCUCUGAAAGACUGUGUAAGGCUGUACCCCUCUCUCUACACACUGAUGACCCAGAUCACCUGUUCAGGCCACCAGGAGGCAGACAUCUAAACGACAGAGGGACACUAAUCUUGCUGGUUCAGAGAGGAAGAAGACCUGAGAACACGGAUGCUCAACUGAUUAGAUCUGAUCCAGGAUUUUUAGGACUUGGAGACGAAGGCUGAAUCCAAAUGUUCACACUUCACUGCACUUGCAGACUCAUGGACUUUGCGGGCGUGUUCAUGGGAAGUCCAGGAGUGUGUAGGGCUCCAAGUCCACCAUUCAUUCAGUCCACAAGGGGCCUCAAGCUGACUUUCUGCGGACUUCAGAGAGCCUGCUUGGGGUACAGACUUCAUGAGUUUAAUUACCCACAAUUCAUUGCAAUAUGGACGUGACGUUUAAAUUUUUCUAAAUUGCUGACAGACACACACACACACACACACACACACUCGCACACACAAAACCACAUAAACUUAUUAUAAAUUGUAACAUUAAAACGUUACUUGAAUAACGUUGGCCAGAUAUAAAAUUCAACGACAUCAUGAUACAGAUAUAUGUAGCAGUAUAGGCUAUAGAGGUAAUCAAUAUGCAUUUCAAUAUUGCAGCCUAACCUUUAGAAGCUGUGCAAUCUGAUCACGUAGGCGAUUGCUGCAGUGAUCACCAUAUGCAGUCUCUCAAAUGACUCCAAGCCUGUCUCUUAGCUCCUUUUAUAACGCUGCACACUCCUGCUCUCGCAGACUUCACGUGAUGACGGUGAAGACGUCACAUUAUGCACGCCUGAAGUCUGCGAGGGCUCAGUGUGCAGGUCCAGAGGGUGGAGAUUUGGAUUGAACCACAGAGAAAGGACACCAACACUGAGGCUGAAGAAGAACAUCAUCAUCAGUUGUCACAGACUCUCCUUGCCAGAUUGUUCUUCGCCUCUGUGCAAGACUUUCAGUCGUUUGUUGCCAGACUGCUUCCUCGGUGUCGACCCUGCCCGUCCCUCACUCUCCGGCUUCGUCUGCUCCCCAGUAAACCACUCUGCCUUCUGUUUUCAACCACUAUGCUUCUGCCCUCCUGGUGCCUGUUAGCCUGUUAGCCUGUUUCCUGUGACGUCACCCAACUUUUCAAAAUGAGUUUACCGGUCCAGUCACCUAAGAUCUUCUGAGCUGUGGUUUGCUUCAUUCGUCAACUCACCUGUGUGCUGCUACAGUGUUCCACGUGGAGAGCUGCAGCCUGGUUCUGUUCCCCUGGGGAAUCUGACACUCAACACUGACUCUCUGUUGCCUCACCCGUCUGCUCUCACUGUACUUAUUGAAGUGGUGCAUUAAAGCUCAAACUGUUC
Molecule: messenger RNA, 2006 nt
Organism: Epinephelus lanceolatus (giant grouper)
Lineage: Eukaryota; Metazoa; Chordata; Actinopteri; Perciformes; Serranidae
Source: RefSeq, a predicted model, not a curated record